Molecule: messenger RNA, 1750 nt
Organism: Rosa chinensis
Lineage: Eukaryota; Viridiplantae; Streptophyta; Magnoliopsida; Rosales; Rosaceae
Product: receptor-like protein EIX2
Exons: 2
Coding region: 245-1624 (459 amino acids)
Molecular function (GO): protein binding
Source: RefSeq, a predicted model, not a curated record
CCAAAAGUAUUGAGCAACAAUAAGUCUGUUUUAAUAUUAGACACAAAUACUGUGCUGAACAUCCCUGAGAAUUCCAUUAGAAUUUAUCCUAGUAAUCCAAUAGAUGAAAUAGCAAUCUUUGCUUAACCAGAAGUACUUAUCAGUAAUAAGUUUAGAGUAAAUAGAGGCUAUUUUUACUUAUAAAUAGCAACGAAUCAGAGGGACUGGUACCCAUUAGCUACUUCCUUACCCAGAAACAAACACAAUGGCUUGCCACAAAGUAGCAGCUGCUCCCUUUCAACUUCUUUCUCUUGUUAGUUUCCUUCUUUUCUUAAAUCCAUGUUCUUCUAUUUUCCUUCAAGCCACAACAAUAUUUGCCUACUCCAAUACAGUCAAUGAUGAGAGGGCCAAUGUGGCUUGCAUUGAGGAAGAGAGGAAGGCCCUCCUUGAAUUCAAGCAAGGUCUUCAAGAUCCUAUGCCUGCGCUUCAUUCUUGGGUUGGCAAAGACUGCUGCAACUGGCAUGGCAUAGUCUGCAACAACCAAACAGGUAACAUCAUCGAGCUUCGUCUUUUGGAUACACAAAUCUCUGGUACACUUUCAAUGUCAAUAGGCAGUCUUUCGGAUUUGGAGACCUUGAUUCUUUUCAACAAUUCGUUCUCUGGCCCACUUCCGACAUCGAUCGAAAAUCUUUCACAUUUGAGGACCAUGAACCUUUCUAGGAACUCAAUUUCCGGUCCACUUCCGACAUCGAUCGGAAAUCUUUCAAAUUUGCAGAACUUGGACCUUUCUAGGAACUCAAUGUCCGGUCCACUUCCGACAUCGAUCGGAAGUCUUUCAAAUUUGCAGACCCUGGACCUUUCCAGGAACUCAAUUUCCGGUCCACUUCCGACAUCGAUCGGAAGUCUUUCGAAUUUGCAGACCCUGGACCUUUAUUCAAACUCAAUUUCCGGUCCACUUCCGACAUCGAUCGGAAGUCUUUCGAAUUUGCAGACCCUGGACCUUUCUUCAAACUCAAUUUCCGGUCCACUUCCGACAUCGAUCGGAAGUCUUUCGAAUUUGCAGACCCUGGACCUUUCUUCAAACUCAAUUUCCUGUCCACUUCCGACAUCGAUCGGAAAUCUUUCGAAUUUGCAGGCCCUGUACCUUUCUUCAAACUCAAUUUCCGGUCCACUACCGACAUGGAUUGGAAGUCUUUCAAAUUUGCAGAACUUGGAGCUUGCCGACAACUCAAAAAUGAAUGGAACUAUUCCAGAAAGCAUCGGACAACUUAGAGAGUUAGAGUACUUGUAUCUCUACGGUUGUUCAUGGGAAGGCUUUAUAUCCGAAAAUCAUUUUCAGAACACUAGCAGAUUGGAUACGUUUUAUUUAUCCAGCGAGGCAUCCAACUCUUUGGUUUUCAACGUCAGUCAUGACUGGAUUCCUAUCUUCAAUCUUACGAAUCUUUAUAUCACGGAUUGUAAACUAAUGGAUACUGCUUUUCCAGAGUGGCUCAAAAGUCAAAAAUUCCUCAAUUUCUUAAUUCUUCAGAGACUCGGAAUUUCAGAUACAAUACCCGAUUGGUUUUGGAGAUUUUCACCAUUCCUUCAGGGUGUGAGUUUAUCUCAUAACCAGUUGAGAGGAAACCUUCCCAAGUCUGGCCUAUAAACAUUGGCCACGAGAUGUCAGAGUUGGAGUUUCUUGAUCUCUCAAGGAAUUAUUUCUCUGGAAUUAUUCCUAGGGAUUGGACGGAUUUGCAAUAUUUGAAGGUCAUAGACUUUUCAAAUAACAAUC